This is a messenger RNA of Melanaphis sacchari, 1265 nucleotides long. RefSeq names its product probable pseudouridine-5'-phosphatase. The coding region runs from base 378 to 1064 and encodes 228 amino acids. Lineage: Eukaryota; Metazoa; Arthropoda; Insecta; Hemiptera; Aphididae. The record is from RefSeq and is a predicted model, not a curated record. The transcript has 4 exons. Gene Ontology annotation, molecular function: phosphatase activity.
GACAUACGGACUAAUGACUAUUGUCGAAUGUCGAGUGCCGAGUUCUAUGUAUACACUAUACAACAGUGUAUAGACUAUAGAUUGUACUACAGUCUACAGUAGCUGUAAUAUGAUAAUAUAAUAGUGUAGCGUUAGGCGAGUGUAAAAAUUUCUAACUUACCGGCAGUGGUUUUGGGCGUGUGAUUCUAGCGAAUAUAAAUAGACAAAUCGAAUAGUAAUAAAUUUAAAUAAUUUUGAUUACCAAUACGUACCAAUUAAUACGUCUUCGAGGAGUUCGUAAUUUUCUUCUUAAAGUACUUUAAUAUAUUAUAUAUUUAUUUAUUUAUUUCGUUGUCCGAGUGGGUCGAAAGUGCAACGCCGAAAAUCGAAAUAAUAACAUGUCCAAGUAUACGCCUGUGACUCAUGUCAUAUUCGACAUGGACGGUUUGCUUUUAGACACGGAGAAAGUAUACUUGUCCAGCAUUACUGAAGUACUGAAAAAUCAUGGCAAGGACUACCCUAAUGAUUUACGAGUCAAAGUUAUGGGCACGAUACCAAUUAAUACGGCUACGAUCAUAAUAAAAGAAUUGGAAAUGGACAUAAGUCCUGUUGAUCUUCUUGCUGAAUUCUAUGAAAAUCAGAUAAAAAAAAUGGAAAAUGUUCCAUUUUUACCAGGAGCUGAAAGGUUAAUUGAUCAUUUAUACACCAACAAUGUGCCAAUAGCUGUGGCCACAAGUAGUGGUAAAGAUACUUUCAAAAUAAAAACAGCAAACUAUCAACACAUUUUUUCAAAAUUCCAUCACAUUGUACUUGGUAGUGCAGAUUCAGAAGUCAAACAGGGAAAACCAGCUCCAGACAUAUUCCUAGUGUGUGCUUCACGAUUUGAUGAUAAACCUCUACCACAAAAAUGUUUAGUAUUUGAAGAUGCUCCAAAUGGGGUGACGGGUGCAAGGUCUGCUGGUAUGCAAACUGUUAUGGUUCCAGAUAAAAUAAUUCCUAUAGAAAUGACUUCUCAUGCUACUCAAGUGAUAUCUUCAUUGUUGGACUUUAAGCCUGAAGAUUUUGGACUACCUCCAUUUCCAUGAUAGUCCAAAUUGAAAAAUUCAUAAAACAAACUGUGUUUAAUAAUAUUAUUAUUUUUAGUAAACAAAAUAGAAUUUUUAAUAUUUAUUAUUUAAAAUUAUUUAAAUUAUAACUUAUGUUUUUAGUGACUUAUAUUAAACAGCUGUUUGUUAACAAUCUAGUCUUAUCACUGUAACUGAUAAAUAAAUAAUUUGAUUAUAUAA